AGGAGGCGUGUAGGGACGUCGAAUAGUGUCGCGUUCAGACGGUUGGUGGACGUCUAGUGUCUUAUGAAUGACAGCCGCUGUCUCAGGUUAUGUGACAUUGUGGCAGGACAGGACGGGACAGGACACCGGAGUGACUUACGUGCGCGCAUAUCUGUCCGGACCGCAGGUGAUAUAAGGAAGGUGGAGAUGCGCCGCGGCUGCUGCUGCUGCUGGUUUUACGCGGAGAGAAGCGCGGCGCUCGGUUCAGUUUCACGAGGUUACCAAACACUUCACCCGGUCUCAUGCCAGCCCCGUGGAUUCGCGCAUUGUUAGUGAAAACCCUAACCUAAUCCGCAGGAGGAAAAAGGGGGACAGAUUCUUCACGCAUCAGGAGAGUUUUUUUUUUUUUCUCAUUGCCAGAUCUUUGACGGAUGCGCUUCACUUCUUGUGUCUUAACUAAGCAGGCCUGCUCCAUCUGGGAGUCUUAGCCCCGAAGUGCCUAACUUUACGGUUUACAGGUGAGUUUGCCGGCGCGUGAUGUACACGAUUACAAGAGGUCCCAGCAAACUGGUCACCCAGCGACGCACAGGGCCCACGCAACAGCUGGAUAACAAAAUCAACGACUUUAAGCACAAACAAACCUCCUGGAACAUGCCCGACCUUCCUGCGCCCAGGAUAGUCUUCAACCGCCUGAACGGUAAGAAGUACCAUCAGCCGGCGGCGGCUGCCCCCGCAGACGACCAGCACGAAGAGAGUUUCACCCCUGCGCACGAGGAGAACGUCAAGUUCGUGUACGAGGCCUGGCAGGAGGUGCUGCAGCAGCAGGAGCAGGGACCCAGCCAGGGGCCGGAGGUGACCCACAGAGCGGUCCACUACAAAGAGACCGCCCCCGGCCCACACAUGGACGAUUUUGUGCCCAUAGAUCUGGAUGAGUGGUGGGCCCAGCGCUUCUUGGCCAACAUAGACAAGUUAUCCUGACCCUCCUCUGGAUUCGGAUGCUCUUCGACAGUCGGGAGGUGAGACCUGAAAGUUUCGAUAGCUCAUGGAGCGAGAAGAUGGCGUGAUGGGUCAACGCGCUCCCCUCCCCCUCCCAACUCUGAUGUGAUUCAAACGGACUUGACAGCGCUGGGACGCUGACAAAAAACAAAACAAACAAACCAAGUACUGAGAAUCACUUUAUUUGAACUCAUCUGCCCAUCAUCUCCAAACAUCCAGUCUGUGACACACGUGAGGAUGACGCCUUGAAGCGGAGGGUUUCCUCGUACUCGCCCUCACAGCAGAGAUGUUACUUUGAAAUGCAGUAAAAUUGUAUUUUGAAGUAAAUUCUGGAUUUGA
Molecule: messenger RNA, 1314 nt
Organism: Mugil cephalus (flathead mullet)
Lineage: Eukaryota; Metazoa; Chordata; Actinopteri; Mugiliformes; Mugilidae
Product: MAPK regulated corepressor interacting protein 2-like
Exons: 5
Coding region: 517-957 (146 amino acids)
Source: RefSeq, a predicted model, not a curated record